CACAAGCGCUCUACAUUCUGGAGAUAGAAAUGGGUUCUUCUUUACUUUGUGAUCUCCAGCCAAGCUAAUACUAACACAUUUAAUAUUUCACUUCCACUUAAAUAUUCCAUUUUAUUUUUAAUUUCUGUAUUUAUUUUCAAUGUUUUUUCUUAAUUGACAUAUAUAAAAAGUUUCAUAUCAGACUGUUGUCACAGUCUUUUUUCAAUCAAUAUCAGACCAGACGACAACAAAAUGGCUCAAUUUCUAUCAACAUACUUCUUAGUUUUGCUUUCAGCACAACUGGUCAAAUCCUCUGGUGUGUUUGAGUUGAAAGUGCACUCUUUCACAACCAGCAACAGCAGUGUGUGUAAACAUAACAGAGACUGUGACGUUUUUUUCCAUGUUUGUCUGAGCUACACACAGGAUGUCAUAUCAUAUAGACUGGGAUGUUCAAAUGGCACUGGAGUGUCAGUAACAUUUAGCACAGGCCAGAGCUUCAUCUCCACUUGUGCACCAAUAAGUGUGCCUUUUAAUUUAAGGCAGCAGGGAACAGUCUCGGUGAUAAUUCAAGCAUGGGAUGCAGAGUCCUCCAAUGAACAGCCCACAGAAAAUCUAAACAAUAUUGGCCACUUCGCCACCAAAAUAAAUCUUACUAAUAGUCAGAAAUGGUCCCAGCAUGUGCAUCUCGGAGAACAAAGUGAACUACGCUUGAGCUACCGUGUAGUUUGCAAUAAAUUCUACUAUGGCGAUGACUGCCUUUCUUUCUGCCGUUCACGGGAUGACGUGUUCGGUCACUUUACCUGUGACAACGCAGGCAAUAUAAUUUGCUUGCCUGGAUGGAAAGGCGAAGAGUGCAAAGAGGCUAUCUGCUCAUCUGGCUGUAGAGAGGAACAUGGUUAUUGUGAGGCCCCUGGUCAGUGCAAGUGCUUUGAAGGGUGGCAGGGCCCCCAUUGUGAUGAGUGCAGACGUUACCCAGCGUGCGUACACGGCACCUGUGAACAUCCCUGGCAGUGCAAUUGUGAAGAAGGAUGGGGUGGUCUGUUUUGCGACAUGGAUCUUAAUGUCUGAAUUCUGUAUUUAUUCUAAUAUUAUCGCUACUAUGGGAAAGAAAACACUUGAAAUAAAAAAAAAAAAAUCCUUGAAUUAUGCUGUUCUGUUAUCAGUGACUAUGCCAACUGGCAACUGUGUGCACUGUGCAUCUACUUGAGAUCAAGGGAACAUUUCAACAGCAAAUGUGCUUUAAAUACCAAAUACACCCAAAAUUAUAUUAUCGUGACGCCUGCUGGUAGAUGUCGGAACUACAUCACAUUGCAGAAAAGAGCAUCUUUCUCCAUUGACAGUCAUUCAAAAAACUGUUGUCUGACUGCAUUUUUUCGCAAUCAAUGGGUCAUGAAUAUUUUACUUUUAAUAUACAAGAUGUUUUGCCAGUGACAUUUUGAGAGCUCUUAAAAGUGCUCAUUCGUAUAUGUUUUUUAGGAAAUUGAAACGUUUUUGAAACAAUUCUUUUGUUCUAUGCAAUAAUUUACUAGGGUACUAACACAAAAUAAUUUGACUUAAAAUUACCUAUAUAUAUAUAUAUAUAUAUAUAUAUAUAUAUGAUAAUUCAUACUCAGAAAGUAGAACAGAAAUAACAGUUGAAACUAUUCAAAAUGCACCUGUUGACCAUAGGGCCAUGUAUUUGGUUAUUGAGAAUUUGAAAGUCACUCCCUGCUCUUGACAGAAUAGCAUUUGUAGCUUUUAUAAGAAUUUAUGUAAAGAAAAUUGUGCCUU
Messenger RNA from Labeo rohita (rohu), 1749 nucleotides. RefSeq names its product delta-like protein C. NCBI's taxonomy places the organism in Eukaryota, Metazoa, Chordata, Actinopteri, Cypriniformes, Cyprinidae. The transcript has 5 exons. The coding region runs from base 232 to 1047 and encodes 271 amino acids. Gene Ontology annotation, biological process: Notch signaling pathway; multicellular organism development; cell communication. Gene Ontology annotation, cellular component: membrane. The record is from RefSeq and is a predicted model, not a curated record.